AUGGCCCCGAGAUCACCUAUCGAUGAUGGUUCCUCCCUUGCAACUCAAGUGGAGCAUGCCUUGAAGCUUUCGAAUGAUUAUGCUGUUGCGGUGCAACACCCUGACGGUCAUUGGAAUGGAGAAGUCCGCAGCAAUGUCACCAUCACUUCAGAGUAUAUCUUUCUUCGACAGGCCCUGGGAUUGGAUCUUUCAACCGACAGAACAGUCUUCACACGUCACAUACUUUCUCAGCAGAACCAAGAUGGAUCCUGGGGUCUGGCACCGGAGUAUCCAGGGGAUGUUUCAACCACAACUGAAGCUUAUCUCGCACUCAAGAUAUUGGGGACUAGCCAACACAUCCCAGUUAUGAGGAGGGCCCGAGCAUUCGUACUUGGUGCAGGUGGUAUUGCAGCUGUUCGUGUCUUUACUCGUAUCUAUUUAGCUACAUUUGGCCUCUUUCCAUGGGACGCAGCACCUCAGCUUCCAGUGGAGCUGAUGCUUUUGCCCUCUAUUUGCCCAAUCAACAUAUAUUCUUUCUCGUCCUGGGCUCGUGGUACUAUCGCACCUUUGCUGAUUAUAUGUCACCACCAACCCGUGUAUUCACUUCCUAAUGGUAAGUUCGCUCGAAACGACUAUCUCGAUGAGCUUUGGCUCGAUUGCACCAACAAAAAUGUACCGCUCAGCGCUUCUUUUUGGGAGAUGAUGUCCAAGGGAGAAAUCACAGGACUAGCAUUUGGUUUCUUGGACAGAGUUCUCUAUCACUUGAAUGGACUGCGCUCAAUUCCCUUCGUGAGAUCUUAUGCACGACGGCAGUGCAUGAAAUGGAUCCUGGAACGCCAAGAAGAAAAUGGGGACUGCGGUGGCAUAUUCCCUCCCCUGCAUGCUGCCAUAUAUGCAUUCAGUUUGGAGGGCUACAAGCUGGACGAUGAGCCCGUGCGUCUUGGGCUGGAGGCGAUGGAAAGAGCUGCCUGGGAAGACAAGUCGGGAAAGAGGAUUCAAGUCUGUACUUCUCCGGUGUGGGAUACCGCCUUGAUGACGAUAGGACUCUCCGAUUCUAUGGCAAUAGAGAAUAAACCCACUGAGAAAUCGAUCACUUGGAUCCAAAGCCACCAGUUGCUCGAGCCUCGUGGAGACUGGCGCAUAUCCCGCCCUCAGCUAGCCCCCGGUGGAUACAGCUUCGAGUAUGAAAAUACCUGGUAUCCUGACGUGGACGAUACGGCAGCCGUGCUUCUGGCUCAAGUCAAACACGACGCCCAAUCUAUUGCCUCGAACUCAGUGAUUGCUGCUGCAACAUGGAUUCUCGGCAUGCAGAACCCGGAUGGAGGCUGGGCUGCAUUCGAUGUGGAGAACGACAAGCUGUUUUUGAACAAAAUCCCAUUCAGCGACAUGGAUGCUAUGUGUGAUACAUCCUGUGCUGAUAUCACGGGACGAAUUAUCGAAGCCUUCGGUCUAAUUAUGAGACGCUCCUCUGAGAAAUUUCACGCAAGUCACUUGAUGCCUCAGUUGAGUGCAGCGUGUACACGUGGCGUGCAUUACCUUGCAUCCACCCAAGAGCCCGAUGGAUCUUGGUUCGGCAGAUGGGGAUGCAACUACAUCUAUGGCACGGGACAUGCACUUUGCGGAUUGGCGUAUUAUGUCGACAAUCCUCAAGUGCGCCUGAUGGUGAAGUCGGCUUUGCAAUGGGUGAAAUCAAGGCAGAAUACCGAUGGAGGCUGGGGUGAGUCGCUUCUAUCCUAUCAAUCUGCCGACUAUCAACGACAAGAAUCGACGCCUUCACAGACUGCGUGGGCACUGAUGGGGUUAUUGGCUCAUCUCCCUGUCGCGGAUGAAGCUAUCGAGCGCGGCGUUCGGUUUUUAGUUUCCUCGCAGAGACCAGAGAGAGACAUUGGGUCUUCAUGGCCACAGAAAGUCUAUACUGGUACUGGAUUUCCGAAUAAAAUGUAUUUAGGCUACGACUACUAUCGUCAUUACUUCCCCAUGAUGGCCCUUGGACGGUAUCUACAAGGAGUACGAGCACAGGGCUAA
This is a messenger RNA of Penicillium soppii, 2004 nucleotides long. Its product is annotated as terpene cyclase/mutase family protein. Gene Ontology annotation, cellular component: lipid droplet. NCBI's taxonomy places the organism in Eukaryota, Fungi, Ascomycota, Eurotiomycetes, Eurotiales, Aspergillaceae. Gene Ontology annotation, molecular function: intramolecular transferase activity. Bases 1 to 2004 code for a protein of 667 amino acids. Gene Ontology annotation, biological process: triterpenoid biosynthetic process. The record is from RefSeq and is a predicted model, not a curated record. The transcript has a single exon.